Messenger RNA from Lagenorhynchus albirostris (white-beaked dolphin), 1014 nucleotides. It is a transcript of the gene OLIG2, whose product is annotated as oligodendrocyte transcription factor 2. The transcript has a single exon. Gene Ontology annotation, molecular function: DNA-binding transcription factor activity; protein dimerization activity. Gene Ontology annotation, biological process: oligodendrocyte differentiation; myelination; neuron differentiation. The record is from RefSeq and is a predicted model, not a curated record. The coding region runs from base 43 to 1014 and encodes 323 amino acids. Lineage: Eukaryota; Metazoa; Chordata; Mammalia; Artiodactyla; Delphinidae.
GGAGGGAGGACCCUGCGAAAGCUGCGACUAUCCCUCGGGGCCAUGGACUCGGACGCCAGCCUGGUGUCUAGCCGCCCGUCGUCGCCAGAGCCUGAUGACCUUUUCCUGCCCGCCCGGAGCAAGAGCAGUGGGGGCAGCGGCUUCACGGGGGGCACCGUGUCCUCGUCCACGCCUAGCGACUGCCCGCCAGAGCGGAGCGCCGAGCUGCGCGGAGCCAUGGGCGCGGCGGGCGCGCACCCGGGGGACAAGCUGGGCGGCGGUGGCUUCAAGUCAUCCUCGUCCAGCACCUCGUCGUCCACGUCGUCAGCGGCCGCGUCGUCCACUAAGAAGGACAAGAAACAGAUGACUGAGCCCGAGCUGCAGCAGCUACGCCUCAAGAUCAACAGCCGCGAGCGCAAGCGGAUGCACGACCUCAACAUCGCCAUGGACGGGCUGCGCGAGGUCAUGCCGUACGCGCACGGCCCGUCGGUGCGCAAGCUCUCCAAAAUCGCCACGCUGCUGCUGGCGCGCAACUACAUCCUCAUGCUCACCAACUCGCUGGAGGAGAUGAAGCGACUGGUGAGCGAGAUCUACGGCGGCCACCACGCCGGCUUCCACCCAUCGGCCUGCGGCGGCCUGGCGCACUCAGCGCCCCUGCCCGCCGCCACCGCGCACCCCGCGGCCGCCGCCCACGCGGCGCACCACCCGGCGGUGCACCACCCCAUCUUGCCGCCGGCCGCUGCGGCCGCCGCCGCCGCUGCAGCCGCCGCCGCGGUGUCCAGCGCCUCCCUGCCCGGCUCCGGCCUGUCGUCGGUCGGCUCCAUUCGUCCCCCUCACGGCCUGCUCAAGUCUCCGUCGGCGGCGGCGGCAGCCCCGCUGGGGGGCGCGGGCGGCAGCGGCGGGGGCGGCGGCGGCUUCCAGCACUGGGGCGGCAUGCCUUGCCCCUGCAGCAUGUGCCAGGUGCCGCCCCCGCACCACCACGUGUCGGCCAUGGGCGCCGGCAGUCUGCCGCGCCUAACCUCCGACGCCAAGUGA